GCGCCGCGGCCCGCGGUGGGCGGCUCCGCAUUUCCCACCAGCUCCGACCUCCGAGUUAGGCGCCACAGCAGCAUCACCUUCGAGCACUAUUCAACUGCAGAUAUUUCCCUUCCUUCCUUCCUUCGCUUGCAAACCAAACCAAACCAAACCAAGCACCCGCUGCUGCUUCCUUUCCCGUGGCAUUUAAAAGCGCGUCUCGCCCGCUCGUCCACCCCACACCGUCGACUCCGACCCCAGACCAAACGCGAGAGCUCCACCGACAGCAACCCAAGAUGCACCGGCAGCUCAACCUCUCGCCGGCGCCGAAGCAGCAGCAGCACGACGACGGCGACGGCGGCGACGCGGUGGAGGCUGUCCCGCUGUGGGUGCCCGAGCAGUCCGCGGAGGCCAAGGCCGACAAGGCGCCCGGCGGCCGGCCGGAGAGGUCCAUCCACCUCAUCCCGCUGCUCACCUUCCUCUGCUUCCUCCUCCUCUUCCUCUGCUCCCACGCCCCUUCCUCCUCCGAUAUGUCGAGCUUCGGCGGUGGCGGCGGCGGCGCCGGCGGACGGAAGGCUGGCAACCGGAGGCUGAUGAUGCUAUAAGCUUCUCGCAUCAGCUAGUAUACCACACCUUAAAUUUUUGUGGCUCCUUCCUUUGCCAGUUUCAAUCCAACAGCGCGAUAUAAUUUGCACACUGUACUUGUGCAGCAGCAGUAAUGAAAUCUUGAAUUGUAUGCU
This is a messenger RNA of Aegilops tauschii subsp. strangulata, 716 nucleotides long. RefSeq lists its product as uncharacterized. Lineage: Eukaryota; Viridiplantae; Streptophyta; Magnoliopsida; Poales; Poaceae. The record is from RefSeq and is a predicted model, not a curated record.